AGCGGAGAGAAGGCUAGUCGACAUGAGAGGCCGUCUACACUCUCGCGCUCGUGUCGCCUCGUCGAGAGUGUGGAUGGGCAAUAAAAAUAAUAAUAAAAUCGAUAAGUAGCAUAGUACGGUAAAACAACAAAGAAGAUUGUAUAGGCAAAGAAGAAAAAGUCAACUGACUAACUUGUCAUUCACAAUAUGUUUAUAAAUUUUUUUAACAAAUUUUAAAGUGUUUUAAUUCAAUUAAAAAUUCUAAGAAAUGUAGAACUAAUAUCCGAUGUCCGGGCCGCUGGGUGUAGGGAACUAUGCUUCGUUUAUCAUUUGGUUGGGUGUUUUAUGCAUUUAUGUGGCACUACUAACAAUAACAAUACUUGGAGUGGUCUUUAUUUUAAGGAAGCGCAGGUCAUCAAUACUUAAAAUUCAAAGACCACCUCGAACUCCAUUAUCUGAGCUUGAAUUCAAGGUUGCUACACCCACUGAAACAACAAAGAGCCGUCGCGUCAGUUUCUCAAAAAAGACUGGUGUAGCGGAAUUUGUUACGACAAACGAAGGUACUACAACUUGGAAAAAAUUCUACGAAGAGCACAACAAGUCGCUGGAAACCUCUGGAAAUGAUGCUCCAAAUUGUCAAAGACCUCAAUCUAUUGGUCAAUUAAGUAGACAUAUUUUUGACCAACAGUUUGAAGAAGUUGAAGCUAUAGAUUUUGGCGGAACAUUCCUCCCAACACAAACACUUGCACAACAAUUACAUAACUCCCUAAAUAUUAAUAUCACUCAGCAGCUGGCUGCAUUAGAAUGUACUGGGGAGAAACUUGCAAUUCCCCAACAAAACUUUGAACUGAGUGAAGUAACUGACCAGAGAAGCAAACUUUUUAAUGAUGAACUCACCGUUCCAGCUAUGGCAGAAAUGUCAAACCAAAUGAAUGUUGACUUUUCUGCUAUGCAUAGUAAAUGUGAUGAUCUAGAUGAAAUUCAAAAAGAUUUGAAUAGAGUGCAUCAAAAUGUUGUUGGACCUUCUAAUUUUGGAAAUGUCUCUGAAUAUAUAGAAGUUGACCUCAACAUGACCAGUGUUGGUUUAAGAAAUGAUGAUGAUAUGUCUAUAACUGAGACAGUUCAUAGCCCGAAAGUACAAGAAGUAGUGAAGUCUGCAUCAAAGAAAUCAAUUACAAAGUUCAGUUUAGAAGAUAAAGAGAAUAUAGCUAUUAAUCCAUAUGCACCAAUUUGUGAAAGUGAAAAUUUUGCAAUAGAGGAAAAAAAUGAAGUGUUAGUUUUUGAUGGCAAAAAAUUAACUGUGCAGAUGGAGAAAAAAAGUAUUUCUGCACCUAUAUCUGUAGAACCACGACCAAGAAAGACAAUAAUACUUAACACAGAUGAUGAUUUGCCUAAUUUCAUAUCAGAUCCAAAACCGUCUUUAAAAUUACAAGAAGUUGAUCAAGAAAACCUAGAAGAUGUGCCUAGACAUACGAGAAUAUUGUUUGAAGAUAAAUCCAUGAUACAAGCUUUGCCUGGUAAAGUUAUUGAAGAAAGGAGACAAACGGUUAUCUAUAAUAAUGACUGUAAUAUGUCUACAACUGAAGCUAUACCUGUAAACAUUAUUGAUCAGAAUGAAGCACAAUUUAAUGCAGAAAGAGGAAGGACAAUUAUUUACAAUGAUGACUGUAAUAUGUCUACAACUCAAGCUAUAUCUACAAAAAUAAUAAAUCAAGACCAAAACGUAGUGCAGAAUAAUGCUGAAAGAAGAAGAACUAUUGUCUAUGGUAAUGACUGUGAUAUAUCUAUGACACAAGCCCUGUCAAGUAAUGUAAUUAUUGAUGCCUACACUGCACAGGCAAAAGAAAAGAGACAAACAAUUGUCUUUGAAAAUGAUGGAGAUCUAUCAUUAACACAAGCUGUUCCAACUAUUGAAGUGAUACAUAACAAAGAAAAUACUUCAGAGGCUAAUGUAGAAAAGAGAAGAACUAUUAUUUUUGAAAAUGAUGGGGAUUUGCCGUUAACUAAGAAUAUUCCAACUAUAGAAGUUAUGCAUAACAAAGAAAAUCCUAAGGUAGAAAAGAGACGAACUAUUAUUUUUGAAAAUGAUGGAGAUUUAUCUAUCACACAAGCAAUUCGAACAGAUAUCCUAAAUACCAUAGAACCAGUAGAAACUAAACCAGAAAGAAGGCAAACUGUAGUCUUUGAUAAUGAUGGCGAUAUAUCUAUAACACAGGCUCUUCCUACAAAUAUAGUAAAUACCUUAAACAGAAAAAGUUUAGCAAAGCCUGAUGAAAAAAGAAAUACUAUUGUGUAUAAAAAUGAUGACAUAUCUACUGCGCAAGCUGUGUCUACCCAGUUAUUAAUAACUGAUAAUAAACAUGAAUCUACAAAUAAAAGAAGAACUAUUGUCUAUGAAGAUGAUGGUGAUAUAUCAAUGACGCAAGCUGUUCCAGCUAAAAUAUAUCAAGGUCACAAUAUUAUAAUAAAACCUGUUCCUAGUGAAAUUCCUUUAUCACAAACAGAUAUUAAUACUCAAAAUAAAAUGCUGAAUUAUGACGAUAUGGAUAUUUCAGUUACUCAAACACUACCACAAAACAUCCUGUCAAAGAGAAGAAUUAAUUGCAAUGAAGAUGACUUAUCUAUGGCACAAGUCAUACCGUCAGAUAUACUAAAUAAAAAUAAGACUGUUUUGUAUGACAAUGAUAUAGAUAUAUCUAUAACUCAAACAAUUCCACAGAGUGUCUUUAUAGCCCAGAUAGAAAAACAGAUACCUCUUUCUACUAAUGAGGUCACAAAAGAUCAAACACAAUCUGCACAGAUACUUCCCAGAAUUGAAAGUGCACUUUUACGGGAAUGUCAAUCUACAAUUCAAAAUGUCAAGAAUUUGCAAGCAGAAGCUAAAAUUGACAUUUGUGUUACCCAAUCAGAGAAUAACAUCACUGGAUCUAAAAUGGUAGAAUUAAAUAGCAAGGUUUUGCCAGAAAAUUUGGUAGAGAAUAUGGACACAUUCGAGAAUAUUCCAUCUCAACCUACGGACUGCAAUAUGUCAUUAGAUGAUGUUAAAAUAGAAGAUAAACAAUUUCAAAGUAAUAAUCCUAUUAAUGAGACAGAUAAAGUUGAUUACGGCAGUCUUUCACCUAAUAAACCUAUACCUGGUAAUAUUCUGACUCUAGAACAGAAUUUGGAAAAUAAGCAGAGAAAAUCACAACAUUAUCACGAGUCUCUAAGUGGCAAUCAAGCUUUCGUUUAUCAAUCUAUAACAGAUGUAAAAAUUUCUGAUCGAGAAGGGAAUGAAAGUUCAAAAAUAGUUACAGAAAAGCCAUCGAGAGAGUCUAUCAAAGAAAACUUAUUUAUAUCUGAGAAUAACUUACAUCAAACGGAAGUAUGUGAACCUUUAGAUAUUACCGAGUCCAUUGAUAGACAUAAACAAGUUGAAGAAAUAAUAUCAGAUUUUGAAAAGCCAAAGGUUUGUAUUACUGGAUCAGUUUCAUCUGAAAUUUCAACAAAAACUAAGAAAUCAAUAUUAAACGAAUUACUGGAUAUGUCGACAGGAUCAGAAGAGUGUUUUGAUGACAAAAAUAUCAAGGCCGUUACAGAAAGUAGAAGUGACGACAUGAAAGUCGGUAAAGAUGUACAAGAAGACAUAAAUAUUGCUGAAAUAAGAUCAAGUGAUGUAUUCAGAAUAACAAGAGGUAGUUUUGAUGAACCGGAAUUGGAAAAAUAUAAAACAAAGACAGAAAUUGUAGAGACGCCUGCGAUUGAGUUUGAAGAUAGUAACGUAGAUGAUUUAAAGAACAAAUUGCAAACUUUAAAAACUAUAUCCAAAAAUAGACAUUACGAACAAGUCGUUAGUGAAGACAUAAAAGAACCAGAGUUAAAUAAAACAAAUACAAGGAAAUCUUUUAAGAAUGCGGACGAUACACGGGAGUUAUUACAAAUGCUCUCCGAGUUCACUGAUCGGCCAUCUCUGCCACCAACUAUUGAAGAAGAUAUGUAUUUAAAUGAAGAGGAAAAGUAUGGAGAGACACAAACUGAGCCACGAAGAAUAAGUUUUGCUGCCAGCAGACGAUCUAUUGUUCUCAGCAAAGAGGAACAUCUUAAUAACAUUUCAAUGGCUCAGGCUGCACUGCAGGAAUCGCGUUACCUAGACGAAACUUUUGAUGAAGCGACUGAUAUGUCAAACGAAACAAUAGAUAUUGAGUACAGAGACCCGAAAUCUUUAAGAAUAAGUAGUGAUGUGGUUAAAGAGCUUAAAUAUGAUGACACAGAGGAUGAUGUAGUGAUUUCGCCGUUGAAGAAAACUGCGUUCGGCGAAACAACUUAUAUGAAUGAAAGUAAAGAAAAAUCUAAAGUUAUACCAACUUACGAUGUUACAGAUGGUAUUAAAGAGCUAAUGAAUGAUUUGGUUAAGCCAAUGGCUGAUAUUCUACCCUUCGAGGCUGGCAAUUUAGAUAGAUCAACGAAAAAAUCACCAUCAACAAUCAGUACACAAAUACAAGCUAAUCUUAUAACUUCGAGUCAAAUAGAUAUAGAUGUUGAACUACAAUCGACUCCAGCUUCAGUUGCGGACAUGGGUUCAUCAUUGCUUAACAAAGUUGCUUCUCUGGGUAGUAAAGCGAUAGCCAGCGUCUUUCCAGGACCAAAGUUAGAUGAUCAGAAACCGGAAAGAACUAAAUCCCCAAGAAAUCGACCAAGUGUGCCAGGACAUGUCCUUGUAUUCGAUCCGAGAAAUCCAUUAAACAAUGUUCUACUAUCUACUAGGGAUUACGAAAAUGUUCACUCGUACAAUCCUAUACGAUCAUCUGAAACGCUUCAUUCUGAACGAGAACAUUCCGUACAAUUCACUGACUCUAACGAAGAUAAUGGUAGAGUUGAAACUCAAUACAACGUUAACGUGUCAAUCGCAUCAGGCGACGCUGGCUCGCAAAUUAAUAGAAGCAAUACGUCCAUAAAGAGUAAACCACUGUCUAUAGAUAGAUCAGUAGAAAUGAAACUAAAUAUAAGAGAUAAUGAAAUUAAUACGGAAAUAGCUAUGAAACCGAAUUCAGAACUUUUAGAUGCACAUUCAUCGCUCACACUGGUGGAUGACGCGUUAGCUCGCAGCACUUUUGAUGUCGACUUAGAUACGCGCACACAAUCUGAUGUUAAUUCGCCGGUACGGGUUAUAUAUGAAAUGGAUGAGAACGGAUGUCUGUCGGAGAAGCUGGAUUCGGAUCCGACGUCAAACGAAGAAGAUGUAGAAGUCAAUCAUCCCAAGAAGCGUAGCCUCAGUCCCUGUGUGCCAAAAACAGAUUUGACCCCAAAGCCGCAAAGUAAAAUACAGAAAAUGUCAAACAGUCCGCUGCAAAGGACGAGAAGUAGUCCAAAGAAGCCGAUAACUGUUCAGGAGAUAAUGACAGAGUUCAAUAUUACUAAGAGUGAACAAAAUGCGAUCGUGAAACAAGUGAACAAGGCUGUAGAUUUUGAAAUGAGAAGCGUGACGUCAUACGAGAGUACGCAAAGCGCGAAGUCAGAGCGGGAAUUUAGCAGUGACUCUUCGAGGGUAGAUUUCAGAAGUAUUAGUGAACAAAGCUCGAAGAAUAUGUUCGAUAAUUGCGAAUCCAGUACCAACGUCGUCGCAAAGAUUGACAUGCUGCCGUUUAUGGGAAGUCGUGACUGCGAGUGGGAAUUGACUUCUGGUGACACGUGGUCCUUCCUGUUGCUUCGAUCGCGUGUCAGAGUGACUGUCAAACGAGAACAUAGUUAUUUCAACGCGUCAAGAACGAGUGUCAGAGCCGAUACACCGGUUAUCGCUGUAAAUGUCGAUAUGGUUCAUAAUGAUGAGAAAGACCCACUCAUCGCCCUCUGCCUACGUCUAGCGACGCAAUCGAUGCGUUACGAAUGUUCUCGCAAGUGUCAGACGGCUGGUGAAGUGCCGACGAUGCUAAGGCGUUGUGUGGCUGUGUCUAAAACUGCUGUUCAGUGGCUGAAAGCCAUGCGAGAUGCUAUGCUAAGACUGGCCUUCCAGGUGGACAGGGACGGGUGUCUUACUUUAAAGGUGGCAAACAUACGCCUCCGUUCCGUGUGGGAAGUGUCAAUGCGUAUAGAACUUACAGUGGAAGACGCACACGAGACUGCAUGGCCAUGCGCCAAUUCCAUUGGGAUUUCGACCAUCGUCGCCGAUGUGGAUGUGGCCGUUGAUUCCCUGAAUGGUUUAAUUAAGAAUGUGCCCCAUGAUUGGGGACAUGUUCCGAGGACCAUUUGGAAGCUCUUUAAGUACCUCAAAAAUAAGCCGCGAGAUGAUGAAUUCUACGGGUUUAAUAUAUUAAAUAUGGUGAAAUAGUUUUAUUUCCACUAUUUUUAAGCUGUGAACGAAGACUGAAGUGACGAAGACAUUAGUGGAAGAUUCAAUUAACAUGACAAUAGCAUAAACAGUAUACAUCUAUGAAUCUCAAUUUAUUCAGUGUGACAGUUGACAGUUGACAGCUUUGACAACUGGCAGGGCCAGACUAUAAAUUCCUAAAAACAAUUGACAGUUAUUGGCAAUAGACAAAAAUUGUAUUUAGACAGUUUGGGUUUUAGUUAAAUAAAAAUUGACGUGCGUAUGUUUAAUUUUUGUCAUUUUUGACGUAUGCAAAACACUAAGUUAAGUUUUGUUUCGGAAUCUUUAGAGUUUAAACUCGGCGAGAACUAGGACCAGUAUGUCAAGAUGUUUUGACAUAUGGAAGCGAUACUUGGCGCCAAGUCACGACUCUAAAUCCUUUAUAAUUUUAAAUUUGAAACCUAAAAAUCAAAAUGUUUCAGUAUAAAUUACAAAAACUCUGAAAAAAAAUCCCCAAUGUUCAAGAGUUGAAACUUAAAAUGUUGAAUGAAAGAUCGAAUUCUUAACUGUAAAAUUCUUUUCCGAAGCGCCAUUGCAAAUGAAAUAUUAAAUAUAAUUUAUCUCAAUGGUUUUUAAACUUAAUAUUUUGAUAAAAAUUUAAAAUAGGCAUUUUAGAAAGAUUAAAGUUAUUGCAUUGUACAAUUUUAGUUUUAAGGUUUUUCAAUACUGUAUUACUUUUACUACUACAAUUUUA
Molecule: messenger RNA, 7016 nt
Organism: Pieris rapae (cabbage white)
Lineage: Eukaryota; Metazoa; Arthropoda; Insecta; Lepidoptera; Pieridae
Exons: 7
Coding region: 266-6283 (2005 amino acids)
Source: RefSeq, a predicted model, not a curated record